Messenger RNA from Osmerus eperlanus (European smelt), 4212 nucleotides. Its product is annotated as poly(rC)-binding protein 4-like. Lineage: Eukaryota; Metazoa; Chordata; Actinopteri; Osmeriformes; Osmeridae. Gene Ontology annotation, molecular function: mRNA 3'-UTR AU-rich region binding. Bases 212 to 1840 code for a protein of 542 amino acids. Gene Ontology annotation, cellular component: cytoplasm; nucleus. The record is from RefSeq and is a predicted model, not a curated record. Gene Ontology annotation, biological process: negative regulation of mRNA splicing, via spliceosome. The transcript has 15 exons.
CGCUCUCUCGUUGGUUUAUUGUUACACACUGACAUCAGGAUUAUUUCUAACAGUGGCACUCUGUCUCUCCGACAAUGUGGACAUCAACUGGGAAUUUAUAAUUUUCAGCGACUAGGCUACUUACUGGUUCGAUCCACUCCAUAAUACGAGACCAGAGAGAGCAUCCGCCAGUUCCUGUGCCGCCCGCCCACCCGCCCGCCGAUCAUCUUUCAUGCGUCUCCCCGCACCCGACUCCACCUCAACCAUGAACUGUGAGCAGGACUUUGGAGAGGGCGACAUGAACGUCACCCUGACACUACGACUCCUCAUGCACGGCAAGGAAGUAGGCAGCAUCAUCGGCAAGAAAGGAGAAACAGUGAAGAGAAUACGAGAGGAGAGCAGCGCUCGUAUCAACAUCUCGGAGGGUUCCUGUCCAGAGAGGAUCAUCACCAUCACAGGGCCCACAGAAAGUGUCUUCAGAGCCUUCACCAUGAUCACCUUCAAACUGGAGGAGGACCUGACAGCUCUGGUAGCCAAUGGCACAGUGACCAGCAAGCCCCCCGUCACCCUGCGACUGGUCAUCCCAGCCAGUCAGUGUGGCUCCCUAAUCGGCAAAGGCGGGUCUAAAAUCAAGGAGAUCCGAGAGACCACGGGCGCCCAGAUCCAGGUGGCAGGCGACCUGCUGCCUAACUCCACAGAGAGAGGGGUCACCAUAUCUGGGAGCCAGGAAGCCAUCAUCCAGUGUGUCAAGCUCAUCUGCACAGUCAUCCUAGAGUCACCUCCCAAAGGAGCCACUAUUCCUUACCGGCCCAGCCCCAGCCCUGUCAUGAUGUCAGGGAACCAGGUGUUUGAGGCAUCAGAGUAUGGUUCUCACCCUCUGUUCCAAGUGGCUCAGGGAGGGAUGGAUCUGCAACAAGCAUACACCCUACAGAACCAAUAUGGCAUUCCCCAUGCAGAGCUGGCCAAGCUCCACCAGCUGUCUAUGCAGCAACAAGGCCUGGCCCCCAUGUGCCAGCCUGCCUCCUCGGGCCUCACUGUUGCCCCGGGUGGAGACAUAAAUCAAGUUCACCCAAAGUAUCUGACGGUGUUCGGAUGGUGUGACCCAGAGGGAGUAGAUUAUCCUGGUGAAAGUGGGCCAGGACCUGGCAGGAUGUAUCAGCCUCCAGCAGGAUGGGCUUUAACCCCCUCAGCCUGUCCCGGCAAGCCAGGGAAGAGGCUUUGGUCUGGGGAUCAGAUCCACACACACGCUGGGCUUCCCUGGUCCUCCCCCACGCUGACUCAAUUAGGGGUGGACGCUAAUUCCCAAACCACGUCCCAGGAACUGCUCAUCCCCAACGAUCUGAUUGGCUCCAUCAUCGGGCGCCAGGGCACCAAGAUCAACGAGAUUCGCCAGGUGUCGGGGGCGCAGAUCAAGAUAGGCAGCCAGCUGGACAGCAGCAGCGACCGACACGUGACCAUCACUGGAACACCAAUCAGCAUCAACCUGGCCCAGUACCUCAUCACUUCCUGUUUAGAGACCGCCAAAUCCACCGCCCAGUCCUCCUCCAUGUCGGCCCCUGUUGACCUCAACAUGAGCUUCACCACCCAGCCCGCCCCUCCUCCUCCCGCCGCAUCCUCCGCAGCCUUGGCAGCGAUGGGAGCUCUGCCCCACGCUCCCAUGAUGGGCGCCCCCUAUGCCCUCCCCUUGUCCAGCCUCCUGGGAAUGAAAUCCUACCCCUUCCUGGCACUCUCCUCCCCCUCCGCCACAGCUGCCGCCGCAGCCGCCGGCCCUCCGCACGCCGCCCUGGCCUCCUACACCGCCAAGAUCUCCUCCGCCAACGGCAUCAAGAAACCCGAGCGACAGAAGUUCGCUCCCUACUGAAGUUCCCGCUUCCCCUCUCCCCCCCCCCCCCUCUCCCCCCCCCACCCUCCUCCUCCGCCGUCCAAGUCCGUCCCGAGGAAUUGUUGCCGCUGUCGACCACUGUCCGUCGUCCAAUAGGAUGACCUCCUGGAGGGGGAAGGGCUGUUUGUAGUUCUUCCGUCUUGCCUGAUGAUGUAGUUACAUAGUUUCAACAAAAAAAAAAGAAGAACAUUUAAAAACAGUGUGUUUUGUAGCUUGUCCCAGACUACGGUUCAGUGAGAGCCAGGAGAGCUGGUUGGUAUAGCUAGUCAUAACCAUAUUUAUCUUACUGGCCAAGGAAGCCACUCGAGCAAGCCAUAGACUAUAUCGUCCUCUCUUCUUCCCUUCUUUUCUUCCUUCCUCUCUUUUCUCCUCUAACUCUCCCCUCUUCUAUUCUAUUUAUUGAUCUGUACGAGCGAUUCCCGCUGAGAGAGUUUAUGACUGCCACACUGUUGACUGAUGCUGGGCUGCACUGAGGCAGCUUGUACACAGCCCUGCAAGUCUACGUCUGCUCCUGUACACUACUUCCUGUCUACUUCCUACGUCCUACUUCCUGACAGUUUCUUCUUCUAUUGUUUUUUAAGUAUUUGAUGUAAAAAAGAAAAGAAAAAAAAAAGGUUUUUGAAAGCAAAUUUUACGUUUUCUUUUUUUUCUUCUUUUUUUUAGUUUUUAAGCGCUUUUUGUCACAUUGAUUUUAAAUGUGUUUAAUUUAUUUGAUUAAUUUAUUAUGAUGAGUAUUACCUUUAUGAUACAAGAAACACGUUUUGGGAUUGGGUAAUAUUAUUGUUUUUUUUUGGGGGGGGGGGGGGCAGCAGGUUACAAACUAUAUACUGUAUACUACCAGUUUAUUAUGUCUGGUAUUUCCUAAUGAGCGUUUAAUAACAGGAUGUUUUUGUUAGCUAGAAAAGUAGGGUUUUCACAACUGACAUGUCGACACCAUGAAACAUGCUGUACAAACAUGCUAGUGCUGAGGACUACACGUAUGUUCACAUGUCUGAUCUAUGACGAUGCAGAAGGCCUCUUUCUGGGUGUGCUAGCAGUGCUUCUGUCUCCCAGGUCUGUCUUACUGACAUCCUGUGCAUGGUAACUGCCCUGGACAGAGCCCAAUGCUGCAUGUUUGCUUGGCCUCACACACACACACACACACACACUUUAGCGCACUUAUAUAUGUUGACACACACACACCACCACACACACACACACAUCUUAGCACAUAAAUACAUAUUAACACACACAUUACCAAACACUCUCUUCCUAUCUUUCACACACACACACACACACACACACACACAAACACGCACACACACACAUAAACAUGCACACAAAUGCCUGAGUCUGUGCAUUGGCAGGUCUCUAUACUCGCCAGUGUUGACAAGGUGAAGCAAUACUAACCAUGUGGAGAGGCAGAGCAGUAGCACCGUACGCCCCAGACGCCCCCAGACGCUCAGACACAGACGGAUCCUGUUGCCAACAUCCACUGUAACUAACUCCUAACUAUUCAACUCAAUGGACUGUAAUGCAUAGAGUCAUUUGUUUGUUUAUCUGUUGUUGUUUUUUAAUGAUGAAUACGCGGUAUAUAUGAACUCACUUAUUUUUAUAAUAAUCCCAGAUGUGAUGAAAACUGUGUGGACACUAGUAACAAUUCAUGAUUCAUUGUGUAAAAAAAGAAAAAAGAAAUACACUUUUUUUUCUGUUUAUCAAACUUUCAUUCAGCUUCAUUGAUUUGCAUGAGUUCAACUUGAAUUGAUGUCUAUGCAAACCUGCGUGUCUCAAUGGUUUAGCCUGGUACUCUAUCGGAAGCUACUGCAGUGAAAGGGCUAAAAGGUGGGAUACAAUUAGACCCUGGACAAACACUGUGAAAUACUGUCUGGGGGUGCACUUGAUUCACUAUACUUGACUCCAUACAGUGAGUAUCCCAAUGGGAUGCUCCCGGAAGGGCAAACUCUCGAGGUAAAUCAAAUGCAGCUGAAGACUUUAUAAACAGUGUUUGACCCAGGCCCAGGCAUUGACCAUAGCUUUGUGGACCAUAUAGAAAACAUGAUAAUGAUACAAUCCAUGCUCUCAUUCCUUACCUACACUGAUAGAGCACCACUGUACGGUAUUCAAGACAAUGCAGUUGGAUUGGGAGGAAAGGGAAAUAGGACGCUCCAAUAUUGCACUUGAUAUUGAACAUGAGGUUUCCAUCCUGGUGGUUAUUGUGUUAGUUGAACACCGUCAUUCAGUUCUGUUUUGUUUUUUUUCCCCCUCCUCAGGAGAGGAAGUUUAGUCAUUCGUAUCUACCUGAUGUUUUGUAACUGUCUCUGUUUCUUUCCAUUCAUGCCAUUAUAAUGAUUAAAACCUACACCUGUAAUGUC